Molecule: messenger RNA, 447 nt
Organism: Guillardia theta CCMP2712
Lineage: Eukaryota; Cryptophyceae; Pyrenomonadales; Geminigeraceae
Exons: 2
Coding region: 1-447 (148 amino acids)
Source: RefSeq, a predicted model, not a curated record
AUGGCACAUGAGCUCGUCAACGGCCUCAUGUUGGAUGACCAGGUGCAUCCUCAAGAGACAGUGAGCGUGGUCGUUCGCUCGAGGCCCCGUGACUCGGACAGGAGGGAUGAUAUCCAGCUCACGAGGCAGGUGGUGGAGAGUUUCUUCGGCCUUCGACAAAUAGACGCUGCGAAACAGCUGGGCGUGUCGCUCAGCUCCCUCAAGGCCGCCUGCCGCAAGCUCGGCAUCGAAAAGUGGCCCUACAGCCGUGAGCGCGCCGACCGCCAGGGCUCGAUGUCAGAAGAGAGCAUUGAGAGGGAGGAGGAGGAAGCAUCGACGACGACGACAGCAGCAGUGAGCGUUGCAGCGAUCGAAAAUGGGAAUGAGCCUUCUCUUGAUCCCGGAUGGAUCUCGUGGUAUGUCAGACAGCCGCUGGAUGCCAUAUGCACAACUGAGGGCGAUGGUUGA